Molecule: messenger RNA, 1736 nt
Organism: Cajanus cajan (pigeon pea)
Lineage: Eukaryota; Viridiplantae; Streptophyta; Magnoliopsida; Fabales; Fabaceae
Product: ubiquinol-cytochrome C chaperone family protein
Biological process (GO): mitochondrial respiratory chain complex III assembly
Cellular component (GO): mitochondrion
Source: RefSeq, a predicted model, not a curated record
CGCUAGCUUUGGCCGCGAUAACCAGCCCUGCCCCAAUUUCCUCGUCGGUUGUUCCAUCUUCUCUGUUUGCUACCCCUCUCACAUCGUUGGCUUCGACUGCGACAACUAGUCCCUCCCCUUGUAAAUGACCCUCAGGAGAUUCUCCUACUGCUUAAUCUCCCACAACUUCAACGACUCAACGCAAAAGCACCAAAAUCCUUCUAUAAACCACCUCCACUGGCGACACCAAAAGAGAAAACCUCACCUACACGUCUUUUCACCACAACUCCUCCUCCAACAACUCUGCUUAUAAAGAGUACUACUACAUUUCCCUCCGCAAGGUCGUCAUCGGAUCCAAGUCUUUUAAGAUUCUAGUGUCAAUAUGGGUUUUAGUCCUUGUUAUCAUAUUUCCAACAUCAAGAGCUAAGGACAUGGAGGCCCAAUCUAGGCCAGUGGGUCAAGUACACAUGUUCCAUCAUAGUCCGGGAUCCGGUUAACACCAAGUCCAUCAAACUUUGGUUUUCCUUCGCCGCUGCCGUUGGUUGUGCACAACACAAUCAAUUAACCAGUGAUUGUGAUUCGGAAUCAGAAUGUUGCGAAGAUGGAGCAGAGCAAUUACUCCAAUCUCCAAAUUCGGAUCGCAGAGCCAUUUGAAUUUCGCGAAGAACGGCACGCGCCAAACCUACGCCGGUGUUGCACCCGCGCCAACGAUAGAGGACAAGCCUCAACCCCCAGUGGUUAACCUAGACAAAAUGUUUUGGUCUAAGCCCUGUUCGCUUGCCCUGCCCCGUGACUCGCCCCUCAGAGUUGAAGAACCUGAUUAUCAGGGCAUCAAGCGUUUCAUGCUCAAACUCAUGAUGUUUUAUAGCAAGCAGAGCAAGUCAAUUCGAGGGGCUAAUGUUGUCUACCGAAGAAUCAUUUCACAAGUCGAUAAACCUCCUAUUUAUGAAGUGUUUAACUUGGAGAAAACAUUCAAAACAACAUUCUCUUUACUUGUACUUCAUAUGUGGUUAUGUUUGCGUCGCUUGAAGCAAGAGGGAAAAGAAGGUGUUGAAUUUGGGCAGUACCUUUAUGAGAUUUACAAUCAUGAUGUGGAGCUAAGAGUGUCUAAAGCUGGAGUUAACCUUCUACUGACUAAGUGGAUGAAAGAGCUUGAGAAAAUUUUUUAUGGGAACGUUGUUGCUUAUGAUACUGCUAUACUUCCUGAAGCUAAACCGGGUGAUUUCUCUAAUGUUAUAUGGAGGAAUAUAUUCUCUGAAGAUGGUUCUUCAGCACCAGAUGCUGCUGCAUUUCAAUCAGCGCAGGCAAUGGCCAGGUAUGCUCGCCGGGAAGUAAGUUGCAUGACUUUAACAGAUAAAGAAGCACUAUUUUCAGGGAAUUUCAUGUUCACCCCUAUGAAACAUGAGAACAGAAGCGGAAAGGGGCCUCAAUGAUAAAGUGAUGGUUUCUAAAUUUGCCAUUGAGUAAAUGGAAGAUACACGCUGUUCUUAAUUUAUUUAUUUUUUACAAAAAAAAAAUUGUUGAAUAAUUAUGACAAAAAGCUUGUGUCCUUAUCGGUAAGGCUUUAUACUUGAUUAGCUUGGAGUCUAGAAACUAGAAUUCUAUAUCCUUGCCCUGUAAACGAGAAAAGAGAAAAGGGCAGAUUGAUUGAAAGGUAUUGCUCUUCCUCUCUUUCCGUCAUCUGUUCCUCUUACUGCGCUUUAGCGGCUUCAGCUUCCAUGCAAUGUCUUACUGUUAUUAACCAAUUUCUUUUUUCA